AUGUCGUCAGUCGUAACUACCAUCGAACCAACUUCGAAUACAUCUGCUCUAAAUACAGAGACGGGCGCAAAUGGGGAAGUGAAAAGGCUACAUCACAUUCCGCGACCCGUCAACAAGGAGGCCGAAAGGAAAUGGCUCCUCGAGCAGAUGGCGGGUGCUUUUCGCAUAUUCGCUAAACUAGGGUUCUCGGAUGGUAGCAGUGGACAUAUUAGUCUUCGAGACCCCAUCGAACCCCGCACGUUCUGGAUCAAUCCUUACGGUGUACACUUUGCCCUCCUCAAGGUCUCUGAUAUGGUCAGAGUAGACGAGGAGGGAAACCGAGUCGCUGGUGCAGAUAAACCUGUCAACGCGGCUGGUUUUAUCAUUCAUUCGGCGAUCCAUCAGAGGCGACCGGACAUUCACGCGGCUUGUCAUAUGCAUAGUCCGUAUGGAAGAGCAUGGAGCACAUUUGGCCGGGGCAUCGAUAUGUUCAAUCAAGAUUCCUGCAUGUUCUAUGAUGACCUUUCAGUAUAUCCGGCAUUUGGAGGCGUCGUUUUCGCAAAAGAAGAGGGUCAACGUCUUGCGGAAUACCUUGGUCCCAAGAACAAGAACCUUAUCAUGCAGAAUCAUGGUCUACUUACUGCUGGAGGGACGGUUGCCGAAGCGGCGGCCUUCUUCAUUGCGUUAGAAAGGGCAUGUCAGACCCAGCUUCUUGUGGAAGCUUCCACAGCACCUGGAUCUAUUGGAGCGAGUGAGGGUAUUCUAAAGAAGACACUAGUCGAUGAUGAAACGGCCAUAUACACCAAAAAAGGAACGGGUACUCCUGAGGUGAUACUUGAUUUGUCAGGACUUCGGCCACGCACCGGUGGACUUCAUCCACGCAUCGACUUUAUUCUUAGCCGUCCCAUUCCAUCUCCCGAAUACACUUGUGAACGUUGCCUAUUGUCAGCGUAUAUUUCUAUGUCAUGUUUGAAUGCUCGCAAUGCGACAAGAGCUACCAGCGGAAACCUCAUCUGCUCCGCCAUGAGGCAACUCACACUAUCUACAGGACCUAGCUCUUCAUCACUUGUUUCACUUUCACCAUUCACGAAUCCACCUCGCAAUAUUCCGAGAGGUGGUGGUCCGUUUACUUUCCUUCGGCAUUUUGCCAAUCCAUCUGUCCAUAAGGACAGACUUGCGAUCGGCGAGACAGCAAAACGCUCCGUCCGAAGGAACCUUGAAACGCUCAAUUCUCACAUCGAAGAUGCUCUUGUUCCUACUGAUCCCCUGUCGGCUUUUGGUGGUGACUUUCAGCUCCCAGAUUUCUCCUAUCAAUUUCCAUUGUCUACAGAUGAUUUCUUCUCUCAGUUCCCGCCUGAGGCCCUCUUUCCGUCAAAGCUUUCCAACCAAUUAACUGAGAUCAUGACCGAGUUGGUUGGAACAUCAAAGUCAAUGUGUCUCGGUAAACCAGAAGGUCAACCGCCGCUUGACUUUAUGGAACUCUCUACGCUCUUGGGAGUAUCCAAUAUCUCCGCCUCUGUCUCUGCAUUCUUCCACUCUCUUCACUGGCAUUUGCCCGUGGUUCAUUUUCCAACAUUUGACCCAGGGAACGUUUCCAACUCUCUUCUACUCUCGAUCUUCUUAUCUGGUGCCACAUAUACUUUUCCAUUAGAUGGGGGUGCUCUUCCAUCAAGUCUUUUCGAUGUGGCGGAAGAGUACAUCUUUCGGAACAUUGCAAAUCUGGCUGCAGUUCCAUCGCCAAAAGACUCUACACAUCUUUUAUCCACUGUUCAGCUAAUACAAAGUGCCCUCAUUAUUGAAAUGCUUCAGUUUGGGCGGGAUGAUAUGCAAACAAGGCGUCGCAUUCGGAUUGUCCGUCAUCCAUGCCUUGUUUCUACGAUAAGAUCCUUGGGAAUUUUCCAGCUCAAACGACGAACUGCCCCUAAAGUCUGCGAUGAGAUGACAUGGAAGGCUCUGGUAGCAGAGGAAGUUUGUAUACGGAUCGCCUGCUGGGUCUUCCUUGCUGAUGGAUUCCUUACGGUUUGCUUCAAGAACAACCCAUCAAUAUCAGUUUUCGAAAUGGACUGCCAUUUGCCGUGGAGUGCUGGGCUAUGGGAGGCCGAAAGUGCAUCGUCGUUUAGCAAAAUCGCCGAGGCACACUCAGCCGACCUCCCACUUCCACCGCUGAGAGACGUGGUCACCCAGCUCCUCGAGACACAAAACGAAGUCUCAAUACCAUGGAGUCUCUCAGUAUCUGUGGAGCACCUUCUUAUUCUGAUUUACGCCAUCAACUCUCUCGCAUUCCAGACAAGAGCAGGCUUGUUAAGAUACCUAUCAGUCGACAAAAUACGACGCGCCUCAGCGAAUUGGAAGCGCAUCUGGGAUUCCGUCACUGGUCUCUUGGCCAAGGAUCAAUUCUUUCAUAUUGGGUAUCCGAAACAUGCUCAAGAGCUUUGGUGGUUAUUGAAUGCUACACUGGAGGUCUCUAGCAAGUCCGAUGCUAGCUUCAAGUAUCUGGACAACACUGCGACUGACGACUUGGGCAAUUUGAAUGACUUUAUUCAAUGGUGUUACGAAAUUGCACCAUGA
Molecule: messenger RNA, 2547 nt
Organism: Penicillium arizonense
Lineage: Eukaryota; Fungi; Ascomycota; Eurotiomycetes; Eurotiales; Aspergillaceae
Exons: 7
Coding region: 1-2547 (848 amino acids)
Biological process (GO): DNA-templated transcription
Cellular component (GO): cytoskeleton
Molecular function (GO): zinc ion binding; DNA binding; actin filament binding
Source: RefSeq, a predicted model, not a curated record